AUGUAUUUUCCUGUCCGAGAAGAGGUGACUAAGGGAGAGGUCGAUGAUGUUUACGUCACUACUGGGCAGUUGUAGAUCGUUUAGGUACGCCCACCUUUAUUAGUGUACGAGCCCAUGUACUGCCUGGUGUUCUCUGCCCCAAGUGACGACAUCUUUAGUUUCAGGUACAAAUUGUUGGCCCGACCAUUUUCGGAUAAUAAACCCGAACGGAUCUUGAGGUUGAUCAUGGAGCUCAUGCAUGCAAUGGGGGCACAAGGAAUGGUGGAGGGGCAGUACCUAUAGCUGCGGCACAGUGGAUCAGAAUCGAACGAUGAUACGACAUCUGAUGUUAAG
Messenger RNA from Telopea speciosissima, 333 nucleotides. RefSeq lists its product as uncharacterized. The record is from RefSeq and is a predicted model, not a curated record. NCBI's taxonomy places the organism in Eukaryota, Viridiplantae, Streptophyta, Magnoliopsida, Proteales, Proteaceae. The transcript is spliced from 3 exons.